AUGUGUGCUAAGAUUUGGCUUUGUCCGCUUUCGCUACAUUUACUUUUGUUUAAUAUAGUAAGCGGGAAUCCGCUACUAAUGACAGCUGGCAAUUCCGACCAAGUAGCAAAAACCGCUGAGUGUGUUUUAAAACUCUCCGCUAAAUAUUUCGUCGAAAAACAAGCACUAAGUGGAAGCAUAGUGAUAAUAAACAUCAACUCUUACGUUUCCACUACACAAAGACUACUUUUGCAAACCAUCCACGGCGUUUCAGAGCCUUACGUAAUGCCGCCGAUAGGAAAGUUAAUGAAUACAAGUUUUGAUGACACUUAUGAAUUUCAUAAAGGUGGUGAGAUAAGUCUUGUUAAAAUCAUAAGUCAAUUUACAAACAUGAGUCUUAUUAUACGGAUGUCAGAGACACCUGAGGGCUGGGGAAUCAUUUAUCCGAAUGGAACAGCGACGGAGGCCUUCGGCGCUCUGAGGAAUGAUUCGGUUGACCUAGUUAUAGGCAACAUUGAAGUUACUAGGACCCUUCGUAAAUGGUUUGAUCCGACUGUGAGUUACACGCAAGAUGAGAUGACGUGGUGUGUUCCCAAAGCUGGACAGGCGUCGACUUGGGAUAACUUGGUCAUUAUUUUUCAAUGGUCUACUUGGGUCGCCACGUUAAUAAGCCUCAUAGUAAUGGGUUUGGUGUUCCAUUACUUCUAUUACAAAGAGCAAGACCGUAAAGUGACGACAUGGCCCACAAAUUCUCUGUUAAUGACGUUCAGUAUGUUGUUGGGUUGGGGGGCGUCAUUUGAGCCGAAAAGCACAACGUUUCGUAUCUUGAUAUUGGGGUGGCUGUUCUUUAGUAUCAAUUUGGGGAUAUCCUACGAAUCGUUUUUACGCAGUUUCCUAAUGCACCCACGAUUCGAAAAACAGAUCAGUAGCGAGGCGGAUCUUAUUCAGUCUAGAAUUCCGUUGGGAGGGAGGGAGAUUUACCGAUCCCAUUUUGAGAUUAAUAACGCAAGCUCGUUUUAUUUGUAUCGCAAAUAUAACUCGACGUCUUUCGUUGAAGGGAUCCAUCGGACUGCUUUGGAAAGGAAUUUCGCCGUAGUUUCGUCGAGGAGACAAGCCGUUUACCAGGAUCAAAAACUUGGAAAGGGUGCGCCGUUGAUAUAUUGCUUUCCGGAAAGCGACAAUUUGUACAAAUACGGAGUAGUUCUUUUGUCUAGAAAAUGGUUUCCGAUGUUGCAAAGAUUCAACUCGAUUAUUCGGAGCGUGUCAGAAAACGGUCUUAUAGAUAAAUGGAACGAGGAAUUGUUGCUUCGGCGAGGAAACGUGGAAGGGGCAAGCACAAUAGUUCCACUCGGCAUUCAACAUUUGUUUGGAGCUUUUAUUUUCAUAGGUUUAAUGUACGGAGCUAGUGUGCUUGUGUUUAUUGGUGAAUUAGCUUUUUAUUACGGGCAACAAAGGCAACCCUUGAAAUGCAACUAA
This is a messenger RNA of Hyposmocoma kahamanoa, 1455 nucleotides long. RefSeq lists its product as uncharacterized. Gene Ontology annotation, cellular component: membrane. Lineage: Eukaryota; Metazoa; Arthropoda; Insecta; Lepidoptera; Cosmopterigidae. The coding region runs from base 1 to 1455 and encodes 484 amino acids. The record is from RefSeq and is a predicted model, not a curated record. Gene Ontology annotation, molecular function: ligand-gated monoatomic ion channel activity. The transcript is spliced from 3 exons.